Molecule: messenger RNA, 4794 nt
Organism: Cladocopium goreaui
Lineage: Eukaryota; Dinophyceae; Suessiales; Symbiodiniaceae
Source: the annotation of a GenBank genome assembly
AUGGAGGAUCUCCACAGAGGAGAGGGCGCAGAAAAGAAACCAGAAAGGAGAGUCGAGGGGCCUGGAGAGAAAGGCAAGUCAGAGAAGAAGGCCAAGAAAGACCGAAGAGACGCCGUCAAGAAGGCAGAGCCGGCGGCUAUAAAAGACAUUACUACCAGCAACUUGCAAGACCAGCUGGCCCUGAGAGCAGCCACAGUGGCUCAGGAGCGUCAGAAGAAGAGGCAGAUAGAGAAGAAGAAGGAAGAUCGGGAUCCGAGCAAAGAGCUGUUGAGGAUCCUUACCAAAUCCCUCGGCAAGAAGAAGAAAGAGAAGAAGACUGGCAAGAAGAAGAGAAAGAAGAAGAGGGGCAGUUCCUCAGGGAGUGGGGGGACGACGUCGAGCUUAGGAGCGAGCUCCAGAGGGUCUUCUUCGGAGAGCGAGAGCAGUUCGGAGGAGACAAAGCUCGAACCCCCUCUGAAGAGGAAGUCGAAGGAGAAGCCAGGAUCAGUACUGCAGCUUCUGGUUCAGCACGCACGGGACCAGCUCGACCAAACAGCGAAGGUCAGCAUCCUGGAGAAGACUGCAGAUCCCACCAACAUGGGGAUCAAACUGGCCAGCUAUUUCUCAAUAGUGGUCCGACCACAGAUGGGCCAGGCUAUGGGCCCCCUACGAGAAAUGCAUAUGCUGACUCAAGCCAUGGACCUUCUUCGACAAGGACAGCUGGGGCUUUGCGGGGACGUUCUCGCAGGGCGUUUCAUGUCGCUCCAUCAGAGUGCUCUAGACGGCAGUUGGAGCUCGGCGAAGUUCCUGGAGUUAAUGCCACUGGAAGAUACCUCGGCCGCUGGAUCAAGUGUAAUCAUGCAAGCUCGCAAGCACGCGAAACUGGCGGCAAAGGUGGCCAAUCCCGACUGGGUGUGGGGAGCUGGCAAAGCGAAAGGAGGAAGAGGCAAGUCCAGCUCUUGGCAGGACUACGGAGGAGAUGCAAAAGGCAAAGGCAAGAAGGGAGCAAAAGGUCGAGGGAAGUUCAAGGGAGGCUGGAGUGGGGCACAGGGAUCAGAAGACCCAGACACCGGGAAGCGAAAGGAGAAGCAGCCUCCCCAACCGAACGGAGUUACAGAAAGAGGGAAGGCGAUGAGUUUGAAAGAAUCCAUCGGCAGCUGCCGCAGCUUUGCUCAAGUAGGCUGCGUCUUGUGCUGGUGGGUCAUUGCUGGAACUGAGCUCAUUUUGGUUGAGAAGGCUGCAGUGAGUUUUUUGGGUGAUUUUCUGCAAAGCAAGGUCGCCGACGUUCAGUCAUACCAGAUCAAAAAGCGCGGUAUGAUUUUUCCCUUGAGGGAGGGAGACUUGCAUGAAGUGACGUCAUUUUUGAAGCAGACAAGGCUGGAAUGUGUUUUUGAGGACAAACUGGUGGAAGAGUGGUCAAGCAAGGCUUGGCAAUACGUUGUGUUUUGUUGCUUGAACCGCUUGGCUGGAGCCGCGGCCUGCCCUUCGAAAGGCCGCUGGACUUUGUCCGAGCGUAGAGCCGCCGAAAGCAUAGCUGGAUACGUUCAGUCUAGGCUAGCUAGGGACCACCGUGGAGCUGGAUUGUCCGAAGAGGCCUGGCAAAAAGAGCUAGCAAGCCGACAAGUUGGAUAUGGAGGGGAAGAGGUCUCGAUUUGUCAUAAACUGUCAUGGGAACAGGUUCUUCCGGGACUUCCCCCUGAAACUCAUGGUGGUUGUGUGGACUGUUUGGACUGGGUUGGUCCUAGAACUAGGGAGUUUCUUUUGUCACCCCAAACCUUGGUCAAAGAUGUGGCAGAAAUUUCACUGCCCGAAAGGAUGGGAAGGAUACAUGCCGUCGAGGGUGACAUUUUGAAGAUUGCGUGUGAGUUGGUGCGUAGAAGGAUUUGUACUUGGGUUCCACUGGAUAACGUCUUUGAAGUUCGGGGGAGAAAAAUCUUGAAUGGACUUUUUGGUGUUGCAAAAACCACUACCCUGGAGAGCGGGAGACCCCUGCCACCAUGGUUUACAGCGCUGCUGACAGAAGCGCGGUCUGACAACACUUGCUGGUGGCACAUCUACCUGGACAAUUUUUGUGCGGGCGAGCGCUUGGGGGCCUCCUCAGCCGGAGAUUGGGGAAGACAGUGUCAUGAGGCAGCAGAACGAUGCUGGCGUGAGGCCGGAGUGAUUUCCUCUGAAAAGAAGCGGGUGUCUGGAGAAGUUACGGUGCAAGAAUUGGGGGCAGAGAUAAAUGGUGAGAUGGGAACCUUGGGGAUCAGCACAGCCAAACUGGAGAAACUAUGCUUGACUACACUCUGGGCGUUAGCCCAACCAAGGAUAGAACGCAAGACAGUCCAGAUAAUUGCUGGGCGCUGGAUGUUUGCACUGCAAUUCAAGCGGCCGGGUAUGAGCCUGUUACAAGCUGUAUGGAAGUAUGUUGGAGGAAAGGAGAAGGCAACCGAGAAGCUGUUGAGGCAAGUCAGAGGGGAGCUCUUUUCCUUAGUUUGCUGUGCGCCCCUAUUUCAAUGCAAUUUGAGAGCAGCAGUAGCCCCCCUGGUGGUAGCUUCGGAUGCCUCAAAUUCUGGAGGAGCUGUAGGGGUUUCUGAAACUUUGACUCAAGAAGGAAAAGAUUUUGUGUCCACUACAGAACGCAUUGAGCGUGGAAUCCCUUGCAAGCCGGCUCCAGUAUUACUGGUCUCAUUAUUUAAUGGGAUAGGUGGAUGUUUUCGUGCCUAUGACGUUGCAGGGCUGCUUCCAAUGGGACGCAUUGCCGUUGAAAUCAACGAAGACGCAAAUCGCAUCACGGCCCGUCACUGGCCUGGUACAUUACAGAUCAAGGACAUUCACACUGUUACACGCGACGUUGUCAGAGAAUGGAGUGCUCGCUUUCUGCAGGUAGCGGAAAUACAUGUGUGGGCAGGCUUUCCAUGCCAAGAUCUUUGCGGAGCUAAGGCUGGGAGAAAGAAUUUGAUGGGGAAAAAUAGCUCACUUUUCUGGGAAAUUCCAAGAGUGGUGACAUUGAUAAAGGAGGAAUUUGGAGCUACAGUAGUGGUGAAGGAAGUGCUGGAGAAUGUCCAGUCCAUGGACAAAUCAGCAACAGAGGAAAUCUCUAGGGCAUUUGGUGCAUGGCCCUACGGACUUGAUUGUGUUGAUGCUGUGCCCUUGCGACGGCCUCGUUUCUGUUGGACCACUGAGGUGAUCGAAGGCGUCAUCCCUGGGGUUGUGGUAGAAUCAAAGAGCUAUUGGAAGCAGGUACAAGCUCAAGCGGAAUGUCCCAAGACUGAACAGUGGAUUGACCCUGGUUUCCAAUGGAAUGGGGAUGGAAAAGACAUUGUAUUUCCAACUUGCAUGCGUAGCAUACCAAGACAAGCGCCACCGCCUAAGCCAGCGGGGUUAGAAAAGUGCUCGGAAACAACAGUUCAGCGCUGGAGAGAAGACUCUUUUAGGUAUCCCCCCUAUCAAUACCAACCUCAAUACCUGCUUUGUUCUGAAGAUUCAUGGCGAUUGCUCAAUGCCAAUGAGAAGGAACUCUUGUUGGGAUAUGGAUGGCAACAUACAAAAACGGCAUGGAGUGCUUCGCGUAUCAAACAGAAUAGGGUGGGAUACAGUGAUGUUCGCAACAGUUUGUUAGGUGACUCUUUCAGCAUUUUCUCCUUUGUAAUUUUGGCGGUGGUUUGUUCAAAGCGUUUCCUCCCUACAAUCCCCUACGUGGUGCUUGCCGGAAGAAUGGGACUGGCCCCAGGGUUUAGAGCUGCUUUGAGGUGUAGUGCCCCUUUGGAUAGGAGACUGCAAUAUGGUUUUUCAACGCAGGACGGAAGUUCAAUUUCUGUGGAACACCUCAAUAGGCUCUUGUUGAGAAAAACCAAUCAUACGGGGUCAGAUGUCAGAGUCAUUACGGGGGAGAUCAUGAACGCCAAGACAUAUCCACGUCAAUCAGUUGCAGCGCAGUGGUGGCAUUGGAGAGAACGUUCAAAGAUCCAUUUGGAUGAUGCCGCGCUGUCUGUGAAGACGCAGCAGCGGUAUUAUUGUGCUCUGAGGAAACUGUUGCCUACCAUCGAACGAUGCAAAUGUGCAGAUGAUUUGGAUUUAAAGAUAUGUAACUGGAUUCGGCGCAUGUGGAAAUCCGGAGAACCGUUGGUAUAUAUUGGGGAUGGUUUGUGUGCCAUGCAUUUCUUUAUGCCCUGGUCAAAAGGAAAAGUCCCAGGAGCCUGGAAGUUGUUUGCCGUCUGGAGAAGAUUAGAGAUCCCCUCGCGGGCUCCACCACUGACUUGGGACUUAGUGAAAAGUUUUAGCUCUUACGAACUUUCACUGAGACGACAUGAAAUGUCUUCUUUACUCCUCCUUGCCUUUCAUUGUCUCCUCAGAACUGGAGAGCUGUUGCAACUGUACCCAGAAGACAUUUUACUAGGACGUUCCCAUGGAGUUCUUUCGCUCAAAGGAACAAAGUCAGGAAAAAGAAAUGCUGCUAAUGAAAGCAUCAGUAUCACCAACGAGCUAGUGGUGGAAUCUUUGCGUUCACUGCUUAGCUACCGCCGACAAUGCGGUGGUCCCAGUCAACCACUGUGGUCAUCUUCCCAUGCUGCCUUCCGCUCACGCUUCAAAGUGCUGUGUGACAGAUUUGAUGUCCAACAUCACGCCUUUAGACCCUAUUCGCUCCGACGAGGAGGAGCGACAGACCUCUUUCAAAGAACAAGAUCCAUGGAAUGCGCAUUGCUGCGUGGACGUUGGGAGAGUAGCCGUGUUGCCCGCAUUUAUAUCAGUGAUGGUUUAUCAUUCCUGCCUUCCUUGCGUUUCACACCUAAGACCCAAUCUAUGAUGAACAGAUUUUCAUACGCUUGA